AUGAUCACGGAGGUUUUGCGUGAGAUGAAAGGGUUUUCUCCUUCGUCGCCGCCGCCGGAGGUGCCUCACGCCCUUCGACGAGAAUCCUUCUCUUCGUCUCUGCUCAUGGCUUCGUCCUCGACCUCUAUCGUUGUUCCUCCUCCUUCUGUUCCGCCAGAUCUGCUUUUUCUUCAUCCCCUAGAUCCAGUCUCUCCGUCUGGGUUUGUCACCGCCUCACUAUCCCCUUCGUGCCCUCCUUCAAGGAAUCAGCUAGCUCCAAUUGAUGUAGCUCACAUUCCAGCGGAAGCUUCUGAUCCAAAGAUUAAUUUGAAAGAUUCGUGGGUAUCUAAGGUCAGAGCGACCUUUCAACCUCUUAGCAAGAUCGCUUCACCUACCUUUACUGAGGAUGGAACACCAUCAAUUCGAGCCCCGGAUUCGAUUACUCUUGGAUCCUCAAUCCUUUGGAAAGAUCAUCUGGUUGCUUUUUUCCAUGGAACUCCUCCGUCUACAGCAAAGAUUUUCGCAGAUCUCAACCCGAUUUGGGGAAAGAAUGGGCAAAUUACGGUGAAACACCACUCGGAAGACAUUUGUAUGAUCUAUGUUCCUUGUUCAGCUACUAGACAGUGGGCGCUUGACGUUGGAUUCUGGCAUUUGGGGAACUGCUCUUUCACAUUAGCUCUCUGGACGCCUUCCCUCGACCUUUCACCUAUGAAGCUAGUUCAAGCACCGCUAUGGGUCCUCUUCAAGAAAGUUCCGCCAGAGCUCUGGUCUAUCGAUGGUUUCAGUACAAUUGCUUCAGGAGUGGGUAACCCUGUUCAUUCAGAAUUCUCGGCUCUCAAACCAUAUACUAAUGGUAUUAUCAAGCUCAAGGUUAUUAUCGAUCUAGAGAAGAAGAGACCUCCUUCUGUCAAGGUUACCGACAACUUGGGAAACUCGGUCACUGUUAUUGCGGAAUAUCCUAGGCUUCCCCCAAAGUGUAAUAGAUGCAAGGAAUUUGGUCAUCUGGAAUUGAGGUGUCCCUUAGCUCGUUCCACCCGAGACAUUCCCAAACCAGGUGAUUUCAUUGGUCCCUUGCAAGAAGAACCUCGUCCCCCCCAGAUUUCUCUAGAGAAUGGAGUACGAAAGGAUUCUCCUGGAACCAAGUCGGCAAGCGCGCCUGUCUCUCCUACAGUUGCUGCUUCAGGCGGAUUAGUUCGGUCCACAAGUUUAACCCACUUCCCUCGAUGCUCCUCCUUGGAUCCUUCUUCAGGAGGGUGGCUCCGUACUGUUAAAAGAUCCAAAGUGCGAUUAGAUGUUUCCUCCCAUCCCGGUUCCGUGGGGAUUCGUUCAAAGCUUCCAGUCACUGAGUCUCAGUUUGCAGAGGAAGAGGAACUUAUUAACGAGGCCCAAGCGAUUAUCCGCAGACGUAUCUCGGUCCUCAAAGCAGCCUCUCCAAAGAAAAAAUCCACAGCUUUAAGAAGGAAUGCCAGAAAAAUCCAGAGACAGAAGCAGCUUCUAUUAUCUUGCUCUGAGCCUGAUGGUGUGGAUAUAGAAACGUCAGUAAGGUCCUCUUCGGAAUCUGUAAAUACUUUAACUUCAGCUGUAGGCGGACGGGCACUUCCGUGCUUUGUCCCUCCUGUCUUAGAUUAG
This is a messenger RNA of Microthlaspi erraticum, 1608 nucleotides long. The record is from the annotation of a GenBank genome assembly. NCBI's taxonomy places the organism in Eukaryota, Viridiplantae, Streptophyta, Magnoliopsida, Brassicales, Brassicaceae.